This is a messenger RNA of Oryzias latipes (Japanese medaka), 7195 nucleotides long. Its product is annotated as protein sel-1 homolog 3. The record is from RefSeq and is a predicted model, not a curated record. Gene Ontology annotation, molecular function: protein binding. Lineage: Eukaryota; Metazoa; Chordata; Actinopteri; Beloniformes; Adrianichthyidae.
UGCUCACACAUUGGCCACCUGUUUGGUAAUAAACUGCCAGGUGUCAAACUGCAAGUCGAGUUGAUUUCAGCGCAAACGAACUUUCUGGAUUACAAAAGAAAUUUUAAAAUAAAAUCAUGAAUCCAAGGAUUAACUGUUUGUUUUUAUGAAGUAUUUAAUUCGUACCUAAAGCAGAGUCGACAUGAAGGGAAUCCAGUCUGUCAUUGUUGGAUACGUACUGACUUCCUCUGUUCUACUGGGACUCUGUGUGUUCCAGUCCAUUUCAGCCCAGAGUGGUGAAACCUUGCCUGACAAUUUCAUAGGGUUUGACUCAGUCCCUGACGAAGUGGCAGAUGGCUCAGUGGUCUGUGUGCGGUUUCAGUGCUCCGGGCCCUGUCAGCUCACAGUGGAGGUGGUGUCAACAUUAAGGAAGACAGAUUUGGUGGUUUUCAGGAGAAAAUGGAUCAGCAGUGCACCUCAAGUCCACAGGAUUCAGCCGGUGCGGCUCAGAUUGCCUCCAUCCAUUUCAGAUCAUCAUGACUUCCUCAACGGGAACAUAUUGGACAACCAGAAUGUGACAGUCUGUGCCUGGUUGGACUACUUAAGCAGUGAAAUCGCCACACAGCACAGCUCUGUCUUGAAGGUUUAUAAAGUGCUGCAGGUGAUGCCGCUGUUUGAGUGGCCAAGUAAACCCCUCGCUGGGUGCCCUUCGUUGUCUGCUCAGCUGGCGUGGCUGAUGACCAGCAACAGAAUCCCUCAGUGCCCUCACGAGUCAGAUGUGACUGAUGUGCUGAGCUUUCCUUUGGCGAGUACUGGUGAGCGCUUUGGGUUGGUGCGGAGGUUUCGGCCUUUCGUCAACAUGGACCUGGAGAGAGCCCGUCUUCACGCUGUGACCCAGCCGAGCAUCACCUUGUCUGUGUGGAUCUACCUGGUGGAACAGUGUCACCAGAACCUCUGUGGGAUCAUCCAUCACAUCGACAGGAGCAAUUCGUACGACUCUGUCCUCAUACAGCUCACAGAAACAGGAGACAUCAUAAUUCAGACGCGCCUGACAACAGGAAAGGAUGAAGCAUUUCGGGCCAACAUUGUGCUGCCCCUGUGGAAAUGGAUCAGAUUGGACUGUUACAUGCUGGACUCAAAGAUUAGGAUGGAAGCUACCUGGGAAAAUGAAACCCGCAGAUUUAACUAUCAAUUUCGUGGCAGCCUCCACUAUGACGACACUGACGGAUAUUUUGUGAUCGGAGGAGGAAAAUAUCUACCAGGCAUCCGUGGAUAUUUCGGGCCUAUUAAAUACUACCGCCUUGGAACAAAGGAGGUAAAAAAUCCACUGCCCCCCAAGUCAGCCUUACAGGGGCUGGACAGGGUUCAUGGAGAAUGUCGGGAGGCGAAAGGAUUCACAGAAGCCUUCCUGAAGCAAGUGUCUGAGGUUCACCCCCGGUCAGCCAACAAAGCUGUAUGUACUCCUCACUUCCUACUCCAGUGGAGUCAGAUGAACAAAGCAGAGAAAACAUGCAGACAAGCAUGGACCUGGGAAACACAACUCAAGCACGCUGCGCUCUUUCAUUUCCUGCAGCGAAACGAGGAAGAAAUCAGAGCAGGGUCUCUGGGUUUGAAGCAACUUGGCAGCGUUUUGUUUGACCUGGCAGUUCAAAGCAUGCUUCCUGUGGAUGAGGCACAAACAAAUAUCUCGUCCAGCUCAUUGGCGUUUUUACAAAUUUCCUCCUGCUUUGGAAACCACAGAGCAUCUCUCUUGCUGGCUGCCGCGCACAUGUCCGGUCUGGGACUCCCAGUCAGUCAAGAUCAGGGUCAUGUCUAUAGUUUGAUUGGCGCCCUGGGAGAUGAUCGGUUUGCCCUGAUGCAUGCUGGGUACAAACACACACUUGGAGCUGAUGGGUUUCCUAAAGACCUGGACCUCGCUUACGCAUAUUAUUCCAAUGUUGGAGCUCAGAGCAGCAUCGACCAUUCCCAAGCACAUGAAAUGGAGCAAUACAUCCCUGAACCCAUCUACUUAAGCAAUGAGGAGGAUUUGAAGAGCCUGACAGACGAGUCGAGUGACGUCUUCCAGUAUUUGGAAUUCCAAGCUGAGAGAGGAGAUGUGGAGGCACAGAGACGACUGGGAAUGAUGCUUUACUGGGGACACAACCGAGUGUCCAAAGACAUAGCGAGUGCGGUGAAGUGGUUUGAGAGGAGUGCCAUACAAAAGAAGGACCCCUCUGCCAUGUACGACUACUCCAUCCUGCUAAUGAAGGGCCAGGGAGUGAAAAGAAACUACACUCGAGGUUUUCGGCUGCUGAAAGAAGCUGCUGCGCUGGGCUCAAUUAAUGCCUUGAACGGCUUGGGCUGGUACCAUGGGAAAAUCCUGAAGGACUACAAAAACGCGGUGAAAUAUUUCGAACAAGCUGCCUUAAAAGGGAGCGACGAUGGGAUGUUUAACCUGGGAGUUUAUCACCUCAGUGGGCAAAUCCCCGACAGACCCUGGAAGAACGAGAGUGCUGCGUUCCAGCAGUUCCUGAACGCAUCGCGGUUCGGCCACGUCGCUGCAUCGGUGGAAGCAGCGUGGUACCUUUCGACAGGAAACCUGGAAGGGGUGUCUCAGGAUGCGGAGAGGGCUGUGAUACUGCUCAGGAAGGUCUGCGAACAGAACGGACACCUUGGGUUUAUGGUCAGGGAGGCCCUUCAAGCCUACCUCCAGGGCUCUCGGGAGGAGGCUCUUUUGAAAUACAUCUUGGCAGCAGAGACGGGUCUCACUUUAGCCCAGACAAACGCUGCUCACCUGUGUGAGGAGCUGAGUCACGGCUGCGAUUGUCAGUGGAGAUAUUACAACUACUCGAUAUUAAACUCUCAACCUCAUCCAUCAGCUCUGCUGAAAAUGGGAGACUACUACUGCAGCCGCAGCUCCUCGGGCGCAGGAGAGGACUCAUUAUCCUUGGCCGAGCUGGCCGUAUCAAUGUACAGCAGAGCAGCUCACGCGGGCAGCCCUCAGGGAAUGUACAGCUUGGCUGCUUUGGCACAACAGGGCCACGUUCUUCCAGCCGGCAUCCUGCGCUCUUUCAACGCGUCUCUUCAGGAUGAGCCGGACUCUGUGAUGGAGAAGAUCUUGAAAAGAUGUGUGGAGAUGGAGGAUGAGGAGGCAAUUACUCCCUGUUCUUUAGCGGUGCUCGGACUCCAGAUGGAGAAAGCCUUGAGGAAGAUGACUCAGAACGGCGUGCAGCUCCUGUUGGCAUAUGCAUCGCUUCUCUCCGCCUUUGUUCUUGCUGUCAUCAUGCCACUACAGAGCUGCCUCGGGGGCGGCGCUUUCCCAGUGAGGAGGAGGACGUCUUCAGUCAGACGCCAUGAAAGCGGAGCGGAAGGUGGGGUUGCUGGGGCAGAGGGCGGCCGGUGGCUGACGGACAACGGCGAGCUGUGGCUCCGACAGGCCGGGGAUGUGGUGGUGACCCUGACUGGCGUGUGUGUGUGUGUUUUCUGGAUCACGUUUGUCUGUCAUCUCAUCUGACAUGAAACACAACUCCAGACCCUGAGAGGGAAACAGGGAAUCGGCUCUCCUGCUCCUUUUGGACAUUUGCCCACAUAGAAGUGAUCAGCCCGUAAUUCUUUUUGGAAUUUUAUUUCAACAUACAGGGUCAGAAUUUUAGAAAUAGCUGUUUUGAAAAGAUUAACUAGAAUUUUACUGAGUGCAGUACCUAAAGGGUACAUUUACUUUGUUCAGCCGAUGUGAUAACUCACCUGAACUCUGGUGGGAACCAAACAGGUGAACCAUAGGUCUCACUUUUGAAAGAGGGCCUCACCUUGUUUACAAAUGAACUCAGGUUUGAUUUCUUUGUGUGAGUUGAACGCGUUCGUUAAUCUGUCAAAGUCAUAGGAUAAGCGGGAACAGCUGGUCUCUUCACGUUUUUUUCCCAUCCUGCUCAGUGCACAGCUCUCAGACGAGCAGCUGUAGGAACUGUGUGAUAUAUUUGAGAUGUUUUAGUCUGUGGUUCUUUCUUGAAAGUGCAAAGAAAGCAAAUGAAACCGUGUGAGGUUUAUCAGUAUUGCUGAAUCCUGUCCUGGGGGAAAACUGUUGAAGAAAUCACAGAAUCUUACUUGUAGUUGGACAGAAUGUUUUCUCUUCAUUCUUUUUUGUAGAUCUUCUGCAAGACAUUCUGGUUUUAUGUUUGGAAGCUUGACCUUUCAGCUCCAUCCACAGAUUUCUGUGCACUUAAGAUUUAGAAUCCGGUUCAGUAGCUUCUUCUUCAUUUUCUUUGCCACAUAUUCAGUCUGUUACUAAGAGAGAGUUAUUUGGUGUUCUUUCCACUCUCCAGCAGCUGAUUUCAUCUCACCACCAGGCUUCCUAGUCCUGUAGCCCAUUCCAGCCCAGUCUCUGACAUCCUCAGUUUUGGUGGAGAGUAUGGAAUCAGUUUGACUUUUGUGGACAGAUUGAAGUGUUCUGAUGAACUGAGCACUUUGUUAAUUAGGAGACCUCGGGUGAAAAAGGCACUACAGUUAUAAAACAUUUGUACAAAAUAAGUUUUCCUCAGUCAAGCGGAUCCCUAACAUCUGCGCUUCUGAAGCAUGAAACUGUCUGAAGUCAAGACGGGAUAAAGAUGUUUUCUUCGAGUGGUUGUUGUACUCCCACAGUGACCAUUUUUUGUGACUUGUUUGAAAAGAAUAAAAGACUUGAUUUGAUCAACGGUUUUCCUGACAUCAGAAAACUAAACUCAGGAAGUGAAUUUCCAACCUUUUUACCUGCAAAACCAGCUAAAGUCAUUAACCCUUCUCCCUUUUUGUACAGUUACUGCGGACGCUGUGUUAAACGCUUUUUCCCCCCAGAAUAAUACGACUUUGACCAAACAUCUGCACUCUUUUUCUCCCCUUUUUGUCUUUAUUCACUCAUCCUCUAAAGUUGGAGACCCUGUUAAAUUUUGCUUGGGUUUAUUCCACUCCUUCACACAGAAAAACAAACACAAUCUGUUUUAGACCAGCGACCUGACAAAAGCAACGCCUACAGAGGAGUUAAUCCCAAGCAAGCUGCCAUCCCACCAGCAGAGCCCCACUGGAGGGAAAAACUCCAUGUUUCAGGGGAAAGCAGGCAUUUAUUUGAUCAUUUUUGUGUGUAUUUUUUAUGUUUAUCUCUAAGGAGCAGCUGACUCCUAUGGAAUGUUGCGCUCUGUGAUAGGUUUGAUAAGUUCCUGCGCUUUUUUAAAAACUCUUCACAGUUUCAAAAGGAGCAGAAUAAGAACAAAGCGGUGGAUGUGCAGAGAAGGUGUGUUCCUGCUCCUUAAUAAGUUAGCCGUUCUAGAUUCCUGAAGCUAUCAGUCACAUACUGAUGAUAAAGCUGUGCAAGAACCAGCUUUUUCAACAACAGUGCGUGUGGUUAGACCUGAUGUCUAUUCUGAGGAAGCAGUGAAGGAAUUUCAAAUAUUAUUGAUUUUACUCUAGGUGUGCAGGUGACCUUGGUCAACAUUAGAUAAGGUGGUUUUCCCUUUAUGACAAAAAAAAGAUUUGUGACGCUUCAGAGACACCUGAGCUUUCUUUUUCUUAUUUUCUUUUAAAUAUCAAACAGUGAUAAAAAUAAAACAGCAAUUCAUUUCCUGGGGAAUUGAGCUGCUGCACAUCCAAAGACGGUUAAUGCUGCUUUGUUCUAACAGUUAUUUACAACUUUGACCGGCUCGCAGGGUAUCAUUUUAGCGCCAUGGCUGCUAUUUUUAAAGCUAUCAUUAUUUAAAUGAAACUUUUACAAAGUAAACCACUCUGUGUGGAGCUGCUUCAUGUCCACAUGACUGUGUGUAAUUUUAGGCUUGAGUAAUUCCCUCCUUCUUCCUUCUUGUCACUCAGACGUCAUCUGCCUCUGUCCUGGGAAGCCUUUUUACAUGGGAUAUGUUUUUAUGAGACAUUUUUCUGUGAUCAUAUUUAAUCAGUUAAGUAAAAAAACUACCAAGUGACAAAUGUCACUUGUAAAAGGUAGAAAUGAUGGGAUUUAAUGUUUAUAAAAAACAAACAGAUUUUGAGCCAGACCUGCUGUACCUAAAAACAUUUUUGAAUCGAUCCUUCUGAUCUUUGAACUUUAAAUAUGAUAAAUCAAACAUUUAAACAUUGAGACGUUAGUGCAUAAAAAUAUUUUUUUCUAAAUCCCGAUUUCAAGACUUUACGUCUAAAUUUCAACAGUUCUGUAGAGAAAAGGAGCACACAUUUUUUUCUGCAGAAAAAUGAGAGAAUAAUUUAUGAAAAUGAAAAUAGCUGCAUAGAAGCAAUUUAUUUGAAAAGAUUGUUAAAAUGGUGGAAAUCAACAGCACACCCACAUCAUUCAAUAUGAAUAAUAUGGUUUGAGCUACAGGUAAUCCCCAAAUUCCUUUGUUUGCAGACGAUGUAAUAAUUUUAUACAUCGCCACUUUCAACUUUCGAAAUGUCCGUUUCACUUACUUUAGACCGCGCUGACGUAACACGUCUCUAUAGACUGACACCAUGUAUCCAUGCUGAAAUCUGAUUGGUUCCUGGAGCAAUCAUUUCAAUCUGUUCUAACUGGUUAACUGAACCUCUGUCAGUUCCAUCGAUAAAACAUGAUUUAGUUUAUGCUUAUUUGCAAAACCAUAUUAAAAUAAUCUGCCUGUUGAAAAUACUUAAUACCAGUAGCAGGACUCACACUUUCUAGUUUUCAAUGAUCUGCUCAUCUCUAAAGUCUGCACAAUCUCUAAACAAACACCCUUCCAGUUUUCUGCUGCAACAAGUGAGGCAACUCUUAGACAAAAGUCCCUCAAUUUAAGGCAAAUUUACACAAAGAAGGCUCUAAAUUCCUCUGUCUCUGAUUAUUGCCCCCUGUUUUCAAACAUCUGUAGUUAUCAACAUUUUAUUGAGCUUAUUAAAUAGUUUAAUGUCAACGUCUCUUUGUUUUUGGGAUGACUUUGGCCCAGGUAAUCAUUGAAAAUGGAAACGGGUUCUCAAUCAACUUUCAUUGUCAAAAAAGGUUUAAAAAAAUAGGGGAAAUUUAGAAAUGAUUGGGCUAUAAAAGUGUUUCCUCAACAACAACUGUGUGUUUUUUGUGAGACAUGAAGGAGAGUUUCUGAAUGGUAUUGUUAUAAAAGGGUAAGAAUGUCGUUUAUUGGCCACCUUGUAUAUUUAUGUUAUGUUUUUUUUAAAUUCUUGAAUGAUCAUCAGACUAGCAAUGAAUGCUAAAGUGUUAUAUGCUUGUGUGCGUAGAAAUGUUUUCAACAUUAAACCAAAACAGAUUUUUUUUCUACUCAAA